AUGCUGGUAACCUAUUUGGAAGCCAGCCGGGACCUUUGCGAGACGGACUCAGUUCUUUUUGGCGCCGCAGUGGCAGCUUGCCGUAUUAUUGGCGCCAAACUUCCCAUGGCUGGACGCGCUACUAAACAAAGUAGCGCCAUCCCAGCCUGGAGAAAAAGAAUUGAGGACCGUAUCGCAAAGGCAAGGGCCCUUAUCGGCAGACUGAUAAGCUUCAGGUCGGGUAAUAAUAGACCGAGGGUUGUGCGCACCGUUAGAAUGGCGUUUGCUGGGACAAAUAUCAGUUUGUCCCAGCCGGAUAUCACGCAGAAACUAACGGAGCGCAUAGACGACCUGAAGCAAAAGAUUGCCGCUUGGGGGAAGCGGAUUCGCCGAUUUACCGAGAGGUCAAGGCGGUUCAACCAGAAUCGUCUCUUCCAGAGUGAUCAAAGAGGCUCUACAAAUCAUUGGAGCGACCAGAGGUAUGUGGAGCGGGCCCAGGACCGGAUCAGGCUAACACUGUCGCAUUUUGGCGUGGCCUGUGGUCAGAGCCCGUAA
Parnassius apollo (apollo) is the source of this 534-nucleotide messenger RNA. The record is from the annotation of a GenBank genome assembly. Lineage: Eukaryota; Metazoa; Arthropoda; Insecta; Lepidoptera; Papilionidae.